Molecule: messenger RNA, 633 nt
Organism: Nicotiana attenuata
Lineage: Eukaryota; Viridiplantae; Streptophyta; Magnoliopsida; Solanales; Solanaceae
Exons: 1
Coding region: 1-633 (210 amino acids)
Source: RefSeq, a predicted model, not a curated record
AUGGAAGAACCGAAGGUGAUUGAUACCCCCAUUGCUACUGCUACUAAGCUAGACAUGGAUGAUUCUGGAUCAUCCAUAAAUCAAAAAAUGUAUCGGGGAAUUAUUGGCUCUCUACUCUACCUCACUACCAGCUGGCCAGACAUUGUAUUCAGUGUGGGUUUAUGUGCAAGUCUUCAAACAAAUCCUAAGGAAUAUCAUCUGAACGCUGCUAAGAGAAUUCUGAGAUAUCUGAAGGGCACACAGGACUUGGUUCUAUAUUAUCCUUCAGGUGACAAUUUCAACCUUACUGGUUAUGCUGACGCUGAUUAUGCAGGUUAUCUGGUAGACAGGAAGAGCACAUCUGGAAUGGCUCAUUUUCUUGGAUCAUGUUUAAUCUCAUGGGGUACAAGGAAACAAUACUCAGUGGCUCUCUCAACAGCUGAAGCAGAAUAUGUUGCAGUUGCCUCGUGCUGUGCUCAGUUACUAUGGAUCAAGCAACAAUUGGAAGAUUUUAGGGUAUACAUUGAUUGUGUACCGCUUCUACGUGACAACACCGGUGAUCAAAGAACCCGGUCCAGAACAAGAAAACCAAACACAUUAAUGUCAGACACCAUUUUCUUGGAGAUAAUGCGGAAAAGGGACUUAUUUGUAUGA